CAGUGUGGGGAUGCUCUAGCCCGAGAACUGCCCCCACUGUCUUUCCACCUUCUCCUCCUCCUGCGGCGGCGGCAGUUAGCGGCGGCAACUUGAGGCUGCACCCCUGGCGAGCCCCGCAGGGUGCUGUUCAGCGGAGCCAGGGGCUCAGCGCCCCGAAGGGGUGUGUGUAGGGUGGGGGCGGCCAGCUGGGACCAGCUGGUGGCCCUGGGAAACCUCCCACACACCCACACCCACACACCCCUUUUGUGUUGCAGACUGCCCCUCCGGAGCAAAGGCGCAGAAGAAGGCGCGUGCCUCCCCUGAGCCCGCGCGGACGGCAGUGGGGACUGACACCCGGCACCACCUCCCGGUUCUUCCUCCAGGGAAAACAAAAAAUAUAUCUACCAACUAGCAGCAGUGGUGGCGUGAGGAGCCCCUGGACUGCAGCUUGAUGACCUAUCCCUUCCUUGACAGCUGCUUCAUUACUGAAAAGUGUGCUGAAACUGUCUGAUUAAGGGAUACAACACAAAUUCUGAAAGCAAGAAAAUAAAGAGCAAAAUACUCCAGAAUUCUCCAGAGAACUAUUCACCUGGACCUACGAUGGUGAGCGAGAGUCAUCACGAGGCCCUGGCAGCUCCGCCAGUCACCACAGUUACGCCUGCUCUAGUGAAUAAUGCCACUGAGCCGGCCAGUCCCGGGGAAGGAAAAGAGGAUGCGUUCUCUAAGCUGAAGGAGAAGUUUAUGAAUGAGUUGCAUAAAAUUCCAUUGCCACCGUGGGCCUUAAUUGCCAUAGCCAUAGUCGCCGUUCUCUUAGUCCUGACCUGCUGCUUCUGUAUCUGCAAGAAAUGUUUGUUCAAAAAGAAAAACAAGAAGAAGGGAAAGGAAAAGGGAGGGAAGAAUGCCAUCAACAUGAAAGAUGUGAAAGACUUAGGGAAGACAAUGAAAGAUCAGGCUCUUAAGGAUGAUGAUGUCGAAACUGGACUGACUGACGGAGAAGAAAAAGAAGAGCCCAAAGAAGAGGAGAAACUGGGAAAACUUCAAUAUUCACUGGAUUAUGAUUUCCAGAAUAACCAGCUGCUUGUGGGUAUCAUCCAGGCGGCCGAGCUGCCUGCCUUAGACAUGGGCGGCACCUCGGACCCCUACGUCAAAGUCUUCCUGCUGCCUGAUAAAAAGAAGAAAUUUGAGACGAAGGUUCACCGAAAGACCCUUAAUCCUGUCUUCAAUGAGCAAUUUACUUUCAAGGUGCCAUACUCGGAAUUGGGUGGCAAAACUCUGGUGAUGGCUGUGUAUGACUUUGACCGUUUCUCCAAGCAUGACAUCAUUGGGGAAUUUAAAGUCCCCAUGAACACCGUGGAUUUCGGCCAUGUAACCGAGGAAUGGCGCGAUCUGCAAAGUGCUGAGAAGGAAGAGCAAGAAAAAUUGGGAGAUAUCUGCUUCUCUCUUCGCUAUGUACCUACUGCCGGUAAACUGACCGUUGUCAUUCUGGAGGCGAAGAACCUGAAGAAGAUGGACGUGGGUGGCUUAUCUGAUCCUUAUGUGAAGAUUCAUUUGAUGCAGAAUGGAAAGAGGCUGAAGAAGAAGAAGACAACCAUUAAAAAGAACACACUUAACCCCUACUACAAUGAGUCAUUCAGCUUUGAAGUACCUUUUGAGCAAAUCCAGAAAGUGCAAGUGGUGGUAACUGUUUUGGACUAUGACAAGAUUGGCAAGAACGAUGCCAUCGGCAAGGUCUUUGUGGGCUACAACAGCACCGGUGCGGAGCUGCGACACUGGUCAGAUAUGCUGGCCAACCCCCGGCGACCCAUUGCCCAGUGGCACACCCUCCAGGUAGAGGAGGAGGUUGACGCCAUGCUGGCUGUCAAGAAGUAAAGGGAAGAAGAAGCCUUUCUGCAUUUGCCCACAUAGUGCUCUUUAGCCAGUAUCUGUAAAUACCUCAGUGAUAUUGGUCCUUUCAUUUCUUCCAGCCAUGCGUUCCUAACACAAUUCAGUGGUACUUCAGAUCCUGUUUUACUUUGCACAAAUUUAAAUGUAGAGAGUCCCUGAGCCCCCUUCAUCAUAUCACUGCCCUCAAAUCUACUCUUCUUUUAAGCAAUAUGAUGUGUAGAUAGAGCAUGACUGAAAUUAUUUAUUGUAUCACACCGUUGUAUAUACCACCAGUAUGCUAAAGAUUUAUUUCUAGUUUGUGUAUUUGUAUGUUGUAAGCGUUUCCUAAUCUGUGUAUAUCUAGAUGUUUUUAAUAAGAUGUUCUAUUUUAAACUAUGUAAAUUGACCGAGAUAUAGGAAAGCUGAUAAUAUAUUAUAUGGUAAAUAUCGUAUCGUCUGCAUUCCAGCAAAAAUAUCAACUUGUAAGGCACUAGCACAGUUAAACAGAUAUCUUAAAGGACAACUUAAACCUGAGCUUUCAAUUGAAUCAUUUGAGCACCAAAAUAUACUGACACCACAUAGUUGGUAUGUGAAUCCAAUUUUGUAGAAUUCUUUCCGAGGCAAAGUAGCACGAGCUGAGCAGCAUUCGGGCUGGCCUCAAGGAAGCAAAGCCACAAACCAGAACAGCAUCUGUCUGUACAUAUUUACAAGCUAAAACCAUGGCUUCUCUCUGACACUCGAGGAAGCAACUGAACUGGAGUCAGUGAUUUCAUGUUAUUGCAUCUAGACUAGCACGGUGAUGGCGUUUCUGGUGUGAAUGUGUAUGUGCGUGCAAGAGUAUGUGUGCACACUUGUACAUUUGUUUGGGGCUAGGGGUGGGAAGAAGCUGAGGGGAGAAGUCAGCAUUUCUGAGAUAUUGCCUAUUUAAAAAAGUAAAAAAGGACCUCUCCGUUAUCACCUUUAUAUAAAUUGUGCAGCCUGUGAAUUCUAUUUCAGAUUUCACACCGAGGAUAAUUCUUAAAGGUUUGCACAUUAGUCUUUAUAACAAAAUAUUUUAUUAUACAAAACCAGAUCAGAAGGAAUGCAGAAUAUUUUUAACACAGCAAUCUGUGCUUCUUACACAAAAUUACUUUGUGGUAAACAGUAUUGUAAUCCCAUCAAAAGAUGAAAAAAGAAUUAGCCAUAGUUCUGAAUGCACUUCAAUUAAGCCAAAACAGACAGCUAGUGAUCUUUUUAUAUGCUCUUUUUACUUAAAUAAGUUUUAAUUUGUCCUUUAAAAACAAAAGGUGAAACAAAACUAAGAACAAGUUCUAGAAAACUGAAGCAACCUCUUACAUAUACUAGAUGCUCGAUUUAGGAGGAGUUUUUAAAUGUUUUCAAUGUUAUUCUGUAGUAAAUGGCACUAUUAUGAAGCUACUAGUCAUUCCAUACAAGUCUUAAAGGACUGCUCUGUGUAACACUGUGAUGCCGUGUGUGCUUAGAAACCUAGUUUCCUCAGUGGAUAGCACUCAACUUAUUCCGUAGUGAUCUUGUAACAAUACUGCCAUUCCCUCUAAUGCACUGCCCAAGGUGUGUGUAGCACAAACAGUUCUCAUUACAAAGGACCAAUUCAGAACUGGGAAGCUAUGCAUAGGACAUGAAAGAUACAUAGAAUGGGGUAGAACACACAGCAUUUUGUCAAGCACUGUGCAAUAUUCCAUAUUUUUCCCCACUAGGGUAGGCAACCACUUUAUGGAAAGGCAGCCUAUUAUAUACCACACCACAUCUAGUCCUUUUUCCUCACUUGCUUCUGUGACCCUGUUUCACUCAGCAGCCACCCAGAGAGUAGUGACUCUCUGAAGGAAAGGUUUACCUUCACAAACACCAAAACAAGAUGGAGGAAAACUAAGCAUUGAUCUCAUGUUCAGACUUUAGGAUAUCACAACACAUUAAAAACAACAAUAAAUUAAAAACUCAAAAGAGAAUUUGUAAAGGGCUGACAGUAGGCUUCAGACAGGGGUUAACUGUUUCUUGUCAUUUCCCUUUCCUCCUCAAAGAAGAGGCAAACUCUUUGGUCUAUCAGUCUAGUUGUGGCAAACCCUUUUGAACUUGGACACAUCCACAGAACAAAAGGUGUGUGGGCAUCUCUUCUUCUUCUUUUUUUCCCCCAACAUAGAGAAUAAGAAACAUACAAUUCAUAGCGUGAGAUUAAAUAGUGGUUUUAACAGAACCAUUCCAACAAGACUCCAGUUUAAAUGCGCAAACCCUAUGAAACAGAGGGUGUUGAUUGACUUUUUAAAAUUUCUUGACUACCAGAAACUGAAAUCUAAUUUCAUUGUCUUCAGCUUUAAGUUCACACCAAACAACACUUUUAAUCAAGCGGGUUCAAGCUGCUGAGGACACAUCACUUCUUGCAUUAAAGCACUAUUAAUGCAUUCUCUUGCAACACUGCCAGACAUGGGAUUGUCACCAUAGAGUUAGUUGGUACUGUGGCAUCUUUCAUGAGUCAGUGACAACCUGCCGCAUGACCGAGACUCAUCCUCAGAUGAGCCCCAUAUACCUUUCUGACAAAGCUGUGUGAAGUAUCAGAACCGAUGCUCUAGAAGAUCCUAGUUGCCUUUGUGGAUAUUUACUGCCUGCUUGAGUGUUUCUUUGUGUGGGUUUUCCCUGUACCUUGUAGAAAUGUUGGGGUGUUUUCUUCUGCCAUAUGGCUCGUGGCCCGCGAGCCAACUACUUUAGCUGUAUUUUACCUUCAUUUUUGAUGAGGUGGUUUAAAUUUCGUUUCACUUUGUGUAGUGAAUUCCACAGUAGUUUUCUGAUUGUUGUUAAAAAUGACUUAACAUAUUACAUGGAUAUUCAAUAAAAAUGUUUUAUUUCCUGUUGA
Molecule: messenger RNA, 4705 nt
Organism: Echinops telfairi (small Madagascar hedgehog)
Lineage: Eukaryota; Metazoa; Chordata; Mammalia; Afrosoricida; Tenrecidae
Gene: SYT1
Product: synaptotagmin 1
Exons: 11
Coding region: 580-1848 (422 amino acids)
Biological process (GO): calcium ion-regulated exocytosis of neurotransmitter; regulation of dopamine secretion; synaptic vesicle endocytosis
Cellular component (GO): axon; synaptic vesicle membrane; dense core granule
Molecular function (GO): phosphatidylserine binding; calcium ion binding; clathrin binding
Source: RefSeq, a predicted model, not a curated record